AUGCGUUGUCUUUGGGGCUUCCGCAAGAUUGAUGGUGAUCGAUGGGAGUUUGCCAAUGAAGACUUCUUGCGUGGUAAGAGAUUAUUGCUGAAAAACAUAAAUAGGCGGAGGCUACCUCGCACCAAGCCUAAAGAUCCUUAUCUGUGUUCUUCAAUGGAGAUGGAGCUAUUGGGAGCAGACGAUGAACUUCAGAAAAUGAGAAGCGAGAAUAAUCUGCUAAUGCAAGAGGUUGUGAAAAUGAAACAGGAACACCUUGUGACCGUCAAGCAGAUGGAUAAAAUGGAUUGUAGGUUGCAAUCAGCAGAAUUAAGGCAAAAACAAAUGUUGUCUUUCUCGAUAAAGGUACUUCGAAAUCCAGUUUUUUUAUUGCAGCUCAAACAGAAAAGCAAUCUGAAGGAAAUCGCUUCAUCAAAAAGAUCCGUUGAGCAGGGCCAGGUUAGUUAUGUCAACAAUUCAACAACGCAGCAAAUUGUUAAAUAUGGUCAAAACCUUUGCGAUCCGGGCUCAACUUUUGCGUUCCAAGGCUUGGAAUCUAGUUCAGAAAUACAACUAGCUGAUCAACUUUUACAAGACAUGUCUGGCAAACUUGAUCUUGAUGUCAACGUACUGGAUGAAAGCUCCAAUAAGCCACUUGAAACACUAGAACCAUCGUUUAACCCAAAUGCUUCUUCCAAGGGGAAAAAUAUAAUGAUUUCAAAAGAAGAUUCUAGUCUUGGUUCAGCUGACUUACAUAUAUCUUCACCACAAGAAUUUUCUUCAAAGUUAAUGGUCAUGGAACCCACUUCUCCUUUAAAUGAGAGUAUUAUUGAGCAAGACUUGCAAAUUAACACAUUCAAUGGUAAGAAUGCCGGAGAAAUUCAAGGUGGUAUGUGGGAUAAUCUUGUCUGUACUAAUCCUGUAGUUCCAGGAGAUGAAAUUGGACUUUCUGAGAUGUGGGAUUUUGGUUUAGACUUGGAUGAAGAUUUUGAUUUUGACAAAUGCUUUGGUAGUCAGUUUCCUCUCCUGCUGCAUGUGGAUGAAGAUGGAUCGAGAGACGAUCAUCCAAAAAAAUCAGAACCAUAGUUCUUUACUUAUUUUGGAUAAUCUGCUUUGGUAGCUAUAUCUACAUUCAUCUAAUAAUAUUUUUUU
Messenger RNA from Dendrobium catenatum, 1128 nucleotides. Its product is annotated as heat stress transcription factor A-3. NCBI's taxonomy places the organism in Eukaryota, Viridiplantae, Streptophyta, Magnoliopsida, Asparagales, Orchidaceae. The coding region runs from base 1 to 1062 and encodes 353 amino acids. The record is from RefSeq and is a predicted model, not a curated record. Gene Ontology annotation, biological process: regulation of transcription by RNA polymerase II. The transcript is spliced from 3 exons. Gene Ontology annotation, molecular function: RNA polymerase II cis-regulatory region sequence-specific DNA binding; DNA-binding transcription factor activity. Gene Ontology annotation, cellular component: nucleus.